GUUGGAUUCAGUUGUCGCUUCUUGCUACGAAGCACAUGGAGUAUUAUCGCUAAAACUAAAUGCCAAAUCUAUGUGCCAAUAAAAACGCGUGACUCACUCAAAAGUGCUAAAAGUCUGAAGUAUGCCUUCGUUUCGCAUCUCAUCCAAAAUAUCAUUGCUACUACUGCUGCUGAUCUGCGUGGCAUCCAUACUGUGCGUCUUCUCUCUGCCGGCUUUUGAGUAUUUGAGCAAUCAGUGCAAGGGCCUGGACGACUGUGAUCACUUUCUGCCCAUUUGUGCGGCCUACACGAACGAGCAUCAGUUUUUCUACAGCCACUGCGAUAUGUUGCGCGAGAUCUGUCUGACCGGCAAAGAUUGGAAAAUGGACUUUUUGAGCCAUUGCAAUGUUAGCAAGCUUUAGCCAUACCUCGCCGAC
Molecule: messenger RNA, 415 nt
Organism: Drosophila hydei
Lineage: Eukaryota; Metazoa; Arthropoda; Insecta; Diptera; Drosophilidae
Exons: 3
Coding region: 122-400 (92 amino acids)
Source: RefSeq, a predicted model, not a curated record